AUGACUAUCAAUAUACACAUAUCUGGACCAAAAAUGAUUCUGCAUAAUAAAACAAUAGCAGAAAUGUUUGUAAAUCAGUUGAAUAACAAUCAAGGUCUUUUUGGUAUCGACUGUUCAACCGAUAAAGAGUACGGUUAUCCAAAAUUGAAAAAAGACGUUUUAGCAAUGGCUACUGCAUUUCAAAAACAUGAUCUUGGACACGGAGACGUUGUAAUGAUUAUAGACUAUGGUUCGUACGAAGGACAGGUAGUUAUGUUAGCUGGGAUUUUGGUCGGAACAACUAUAGCUCCAUUGGAUGGCAGUUUAAGGAGAAGUGUCUUGACAGAGCUUAUUAAUGAAACCAAGCCGAGCGUAUUGUUUUGUAAUACUUUUAGUAUAAAUAUAAUAACAGACAUUUUAAAUACUAUCAAGCAUCGACCGAUAUUGAAGAUUUCUACCAUGAUCCAUGAUGACUUUACUGCUUAUUCAAAUAUUAUCGUUGUUACGGCGGACGAAACUUUAUUAGUCCGUCCGAUAAAAUCAAAAAGCCCGAUUGGUCCAUUCGCUAUCAUAUAUUCGAGUGGUACUACAGGAACUCCGAAAGGAAUAUAUUUAUCGGACGAUGCUAUGAAAUCAGCAUUAAUAUCGCUCAAGCAGUCAGUGAUGGAAGAAUCUACUGAAAACAGGUUUAUCAAUACUUCACCUAUAUUUUGGUAUUCGGGAAUGGUAUCAUUGACACUCGGAAUUCAUUUCGGCAAACCAAGACUAUUUUUCUCGGCAAAGUCAACCGCUGAACAAGUACUUUGUUCAAUAGACAAAUUUAAACCAACAUUCCUGAUGACCGGUGUGGCCGCAGUAAAUGAAAUGAUGGCUUGUCAAAUGGCGAAUGGUCACAAGUACGAUAUACAGAGUUUAACGACAUGCGUGGUUGGCGGGUCUCCGAUGCGAGCCGAUUUACAAAAAUCAGUUGUCAACAAUUUACUGCAGGGAAGGAUACCGAUCAAACAAUUGUACGGGGCUUCUGAACAGGGCAUUAUAGCCGCUUGGUCUAUGGAUUCAGAUAUAAGUACCGUCAUUGCCGGAUCUGUAGGGAGACCAGCAGCUGGUAUUAAAAUCAGAAUCGUCAGCUUGGAAACUGGCGAAUGUGUUGGGCCCAACACCGAAGGCGAAAUUCGUAUUAAAUCGGUUUCCAACAUGGUUGGCUACGUCAACGACAUGAAAAAAACAAUUUGUUCGUACGAUGAGGACGGUUGGUUCAAGAGCGGAGACGUUGGAUAUUACACAGACGACUGUUGUUUGUUCAUCGUCGGUCGGAUUAAAGAGUUGAUGAUUUACAAGGACCAGAGGAUUGCACCGACCGACAUAGAAACCGUUUUAUUAAGUCAUCCUGCCGUACUGGAUGCCGGAGUGACGGGAAAGUACAGUGUGGACGGAGAUUUGUUGAUAGGAGUUGUCAAAGUCAAACCGGGUCAAAAAGUCGAACCCGACCGACUCUUAUCGUAUGUCAAUGACAGGGUGAAAGACCACGAGAGACUGCGAGGUGGUAUAAUAUUCGUAGACGACGUGCCUAGAUCUCCAGCCGGUAAAUUGAAACGAGAAGAACUUCUUAAUAUUGUACAAUGA
Molecule: messenger RNA, 1602 nt
Organism: Macrosiphum euphorbiae (potato aphid)
Lineage: Eukaryota; Metazoa; Arthropoda; Insecta; Hemiptera; Aphididae
Source: the annotation of a GenBank genome assembly